This is a messenger RNA of Phragmites australis (common reed), 2075 nucleotides long. RefSeq lists its product as uncharacterized. The transcript is spliced from 6 exons. Gene Ontology annotation, molecular function: ubiquitin protein ligase activity. Bases 203 to 1936 code for a protein of 577 amino acids. The record is from RefSeq and is a predicted model, not a curated record. NCBI's taxonomy places the organism in Eukaryota, Viridiplantae, Streptophyta, Magnoliopsida, Poales, Poaceae.
UGGUUCCUCCUGCCUCCCGUCCCUUCCCGGCGCGGGCAUCCGAUACGCCGUCGCGUUCGAAGCACGGCGCGAAGGCGAAGGCGAAGGCUGCGAAAGGCGAAGGCAGGCUCUGAUGUCUUCGAGCGAAAGCCGAGAAUUUUAGGAUCAAGAACUAAAAGAUACUGCAGAGCAUUUCUUGCGGUAUUUUUUCCUGCCUAAUUAUAUGGAGGAAUAUUCAAAUAGGAGAUCUAAAACAGAAAUUGGAUUUCUCAGAAGGGGUUCCAGAAUCCCUUUGAGAAAUCAAAGUUCUGAAGAGAGGAUCAGUCACAACAGUGAUGGACCGGGAAACAGCAUGAGACUCAAUCCUAUGAAAACCAGGAUGGCUGAUGAUCAAGAGAGACCAAGAUAUUUGCGUGAUCCGUUUAAAUCUUCAAGCUCAAAAGUUACGCUUGCAAGCUGUUCCAAAUUUCCACUUGGAAAGUUUGAGGAAAAGCGAAGGCAGUCUUUGUCGGUAGGUGUUGACAUUGCUGAAAGUAGUAGUAGAAGAAAGGCUGAGGUCAAGAAUCUGGAGGGUAGUAAGAACAAUGCUGCAGAGGACGAUAUUCCAGACGCUCUGCAAACUGAGACAGAUGAUUUUACUACUGAACAAGGUCAAUUGUUACCACCUGAUCAUCUAGUUUCGCUUUCUGCUGGUUUUUCAGAUAUUUCUGCACAUACAGUUGAGUCCUUGGUUAGGAGUGCUUCACUAAGUUCUAGGACACAUAGACAAAAGGAUAAAGAAUUGAAUUUGGGUGCGCCAGGAGCUUGCUCUUCGUCUUUUACUGAUCGGUCUAGAAUACCUGGAAAUUCUACCGUUGGUGUGAAGCCAUCUUAUGGUCACGUUAGUGGAGUACAGAGGCGUGGUCUUAAAAACAUUGCUUGUACUUCAGUACCUGAUGUUCAACCAUCAGGUUGCCCAUUUGAUUCUAUUCAUAAUAGGAGGUUUGAGGCUAUGAGAAAGAGGGCUUCUGUCCGGGAAAGCUCUUCCAGAUCAAGGAGCUUAAAUGGACCGUCCAAUAUAGGUCAUUCACCUCUUACACAUAUUCGCGAUACUGGUCCUCGAAUUAGAACGAGGGAACAACCACCUUCUCAACAAAUGAUGCAAAGAAGCAGCAGAAAUCAUCAGGAUUUGGUAGUGUCAGUAAGGACUAGACGAUCUUCUCCUCAGGUCACUAAACUCAGAGUGUCUGAGGAAAGAGAGGAUGUCAUGCUUUCCCUUAACGACUCAUCCAAAAGGAAUCAACAGUCAGAUCAGUCACACUUUUCUUUCACAGAAACCUCUCCAGAGAGCUCAAUAAGACCAUUGUCUGUGGAAUUACCUCAUGAAAUUUACUCGUCUAGUCGUCGUGGCUCAAAUACUCGGACUGCAAGGAGAAGAUCAAGCUCCCUUUUUGAAGAAAGUCCUCCACAGGUGUUUCAUGGCCCCUUGGGGGAGAGAGAUAGUCAAAGACACAUAACCAUGGAAGGAAUUACAGAGGUUUUACUAGCGCUGGAGAGGAUUGAACAAGAAGCAGAGCUGACUUAUGAGCAAUUACUGGUGCUGGAGACUAAUCUAUUCCUUGGUGCUUUUGCCACCCUUGAUCAGCAUAGAGGCAUGCGGAUGGAUAUAGACAAUAUGUCCUAUGAGGAAUUAUUGGCAUUAGAAGAGAGAAUAGGCUCAGUAAGCACUGCCCUUUCUGAAGAGCAAUUCGCAAAAUGCUUCAGAAGAAAUAUAUAUAGUCCAGUUGCUGCAGAAGUAAACGAAUCAGUCUCAGAUGACAUCAAAUGCAGCAUAUGCCAGGAGGAGUAUAUGGAGGGUGAAGAAGUUGGCCGGUUGCCAUGUGAACACCAGUACCAUGUGUGCUGCAUUGGCCAGUGGCUUCGGCAGAAGAACUGGUGUCCAGUAUGUAAAGCUUCAGCAGUACCUUCUAUGGACUAGCCCAAGGAUAUUCAAGCUUGUAAAUUAGCAUGUGUCUUGGAUUCUACCAUUGCUGUGAACUUGUAAAUAAUACAGACUGGGUUCACCCCAGUGCAUGUCAACUUUCUUGUGGCCUGAAAACCUUCUCCAAGUCUUUGUC